Molecule: messenger RNA, 1111 nt
Organism: Trichoderma harzianum CBS 226.95
Lineage: Eukaryota; Fungi; Ascomycota; Sordariomycetes; Hypocreales; Hypocreaceae
Exons: 1
Coding region: 448-885 (145 amino acids)
Source: RefSeq, a predicted model, not a curated record
CACCAAUGUCAUGUCCAUUGUCAUCACGCGGACCAAUAGAAGGGGACGUUCACAUAUACUUUGAGACCCUCACCCCCGGCAUUAUAUCCUUCUCCAAUAAGAAAUGCGCUCACGCCAUGACACACGACUGCCCAUUUCUAGCUGAUUCCAACUGCUCACUCUGCAGUGCAUGCGCCUACGCCGCUGCAAAUGGCCAGCCGUGUUCUUGAUUGGUGUCUUGCUAGGGCCGGUACUACUACUGGAAGACUUCUCUCCCCCGAGCGAAAAAGCUCACCCAUGGGGCGGUACGUUUCUACUACAGUACAAAACCCAAAAAGUCUUCUGGGAAAGGGUGCGGCUGAGGGGACCCCCCUGGCAGGAGUGGUGUGAAAGGAAGCAAACUUGUCAACUUUGAAGAUUAAAAUCGCUGCCGAGGCAUGCGAACCCGGCUUUGUUCAUGUCUUGUCCAUGUUGAGCCCCCUAUGCCAAGGGAUUCCUAAAACACGAAUGUGGACACCGGACUCAGAGGAAUGCGCAACAAACGAGAGUGAUUUUGUCGGAGUACCCAUAUUAGGCUUGAACUUCUGGAAGCCGGGGUCCUUGAUUUCAACGUUGUCGUGUUUGUGUCCCUCCCGCUCGUCCGCCCUCUUUUCCCUAGCGUUUGCUGUCUCUUCUUUCGGGAUUUUUCCUUCCAUCGGCUUUUUCUUUGUUUUUUUCUUAACUGGCAUACAUGGAGCUCUUGGGCAUGCAGAGAGCUUUAACGCAGCUUCUAGACUUGCGUGCGCCUUGCAAAAGGCACAUUCUGGAGGGGUAUACGAUAAGGGAUAUAACAGAUGCGGGACCAUGGCAGGCCCCCUAAUUUUUCAUUGUUUUUUUUUUCCUGCCUUUUCUAUCUGCAGUUGUUAAUCACGAGGCCACGAGAAGUGGAUGGGGUUGGAGGGUGGCAUUCUGUCACUCUGUCAUUCUAGCAUUCCCAUCCCAUUGUUACCAUACACAUACAAAGGGGAUACAGGACGCACCGACCGGAACACAGUCGUUUUUUUUUUUUUUUAACAAUGCUUUGUCCUCUUUUUAAUCCACAUUUACAGCAAGCUGGAGUUGAGGGUCUUGUCUUUACUAGUGUAACAUAGAA